Molecule: messenger RNA, 1582 nt
Organism: Schistocerca nitens (vagrant locust)
Lineage: Eukaryota; Metazoa; Arthropoda; Insecta; Orthoptera; Acrididae
Product: E3 ubiquitin-protein ligase MARCHF5
Exons: 8
Coding region: 472-1380 (302 amino acids)
Molecular function (GO): zinc ion binding
Source: RefSeq, a predicted model, not a curated record
CUGAUUAACACACGCGUGUAAAAUCAGUCUUGAUACACCAUAUCGAAAUCAGCAAAUGAUCACAGAUGUAUUUGUUUGCAACAAUCAUUCCAAAGAUAUUCGUAAGUGUUUGCUAAAAGCCGCUGAGCAGUGUUGUGUGUGGGACCUGGGAAGAUCAUUUAAUUGCUGGAAUGUAGACACAUGUGUCAGCACAACAAAAUUUCGUUCGUAACGUGAGAUAAGUGUGUGACGACUGCUGGUGAUCCAUUCGAUUGAUACGCAAACAACAUAAAACCUACAUGUUCCAGUACAAAGUCUCAUUAAGGUGAUAAAUAAAUAUGAACUACAUUGUGAGAAAAUCUGCCUCACGACGUUUAAUCUACACUUUAUUUCAUAUAUGAAGCUGUGGAUCUCUCAAAGUUCUCAAGGAAUUGUCAAAUAUUUUUUUAUCUCUUAUCAGAAACUGAUAUGUUGGAAUCGUGACAAAGUGAGAUGGCUGGAAGAGAACGGGAGGAAAGUGCCAAUCAGCUAGUAGGUGCGACGUCCAGGUUAGAUGAAGAAAGGAGGACGUGUUGGGUUUGCUUUGCCACUGAUGAUGAUGACAGUGAAGCAGAGUGGGUACAUCCUUGCAAUUGUCGUGGUACAACUAAGUGGGUUCAUCAGUCCUGCAUACAACGAUGGGUAGAUGAGAAACAAAAAGGAAAUCCUUCCGGCCGUGUUACUUGUCCACAAUGUGGAACAGAAUACAUAAUUUUAAUUCCUAAUGUGGGUACAGUGGUGUUUAUACUAGACACACUUGAUAGUAUUGUCAUAAAAGUGUGCCCUUUCAUGGCUGCUGGCAUUGUUGUUGGAUCCAUAUAUUGGACAGCAGUGACAUAUGGCGCAGUGACGAUCAUGCAGGUGGUAGGUCAGGAUGAAGGUAUGUCUGUAAUGGAAAAGGCGGACCCUUUUGUGCUGCUUUUUGGACUGCCUAUGAUACCUAUGGUAUUAAUUGUUGGAAAAACUCUUCACUGGGAGGAUGCUGUCCUAAAUUUUUUGCGACGACAUUCGUACAAAUUGCCUCUUCUUAAAUACAUUCUUCCAUCAGGGCCUUCAGAGGGAACACGGAGCAGUGUAGAAUUUCCUCCCAUGAAUGAUCCCGUUUCUGCAACACGGGUGCUUUGUGGAGCACUUUUGUUGCCAACUGUGGCAUCAUUAGUUGGAAACAUUUUCUUCGAAACUGUAGAGUCAAAUAUUCAUCGAACAUUGUUGGGUGGAUUGGCAUUCGUCGCUGUCAAAGGUGUGUUAAGAAUAUACCAUAAACAAAAACAGUAUGUUCGACAGACACGUCGCAGAAUAUUGGAUUACACGGAAGCGAAUCGUAACGCUGUCAGAAGGGAAGCAGGAGCAGCUAAUCACUGAAGUCACUGUCAGGUUAUUGACUGAGAAUUGGCAGUUCCUUGCUGUUUGCAUAUUGUUGCAAAUUAAAAUUUCAAGUAACUGGUAUGAAACUUGCAGAGUGUGAGCCAGGUGAUGAAUCGAAUAACAAAAUUGUCCAUGAUAAAGUGUUUAGUGAUAACUUUGUUUACAAUUGUUACUGUAAAAUAAAUUAAAAUAUAUGAAA